AUGGGUUGGAUGAAUUUGCCUCUAGAAUUGUUAGAAUUAAUUUUCCAAAGGCUAUGUUUGGAUGAUGCCAUGAAUUGUCGUGCCACAUGCUGCUCAUGGCGAAAGGCCGCUGACGCCAUAUUUACAUCUCAGCUUCCAUUGAUGCUCUCUCUUUCAACACCAUCUAAAUCUUCAUACAACUGGCCAUGGAUCUUAAAAUCAUAUAACAGCUUUGGAAGCUUAUCCGCCCCAUGGAGCAACCAUGAUUCCACUGUGCUGACUGAAACAUGGCCCCAAAGAAUAAACCCUAACGAUAUUAACAGGGUUCACUCUGUGCAAGGGUGGUUGAUGUUCAAUAUCUUUCAUCAUGUGAGCGACAAGGACCAAACUUUCUCUGAGCUUUCAUUUUUCAACCCGUUUUCUCGUGCCAGAUUCAAGCUUCCAAAACUGUUCUUGUUUUCUGGAAAGCCGACUUAUUAUCAAGUUCGUGUUGCAUUCAAUUCGGCACCACCGGGAUCUGAGGAGUUCGUUGUUGCUUUCUUGUGUGUGUUUAGCGGUCAAGAAGAAUUGUACGACUUCAUUAGACGAAAACAUACGAAGCAAAGGCUAGCUUUUAUCAAAUUGAAGCAAGGAUCAUGGAUAGAAUCCAUUGAAGCCGCUGAAAUCUUCUCUGAUAUUGAAGUUCAUGGUGAUAAUAAACUGUAUGGUCUUACCGUCAAACAUAAGACAAGUGUUGUGUUCGUGUUUACCCUAGAUAAUUAUGGUGAUGACCAUGUCGUCGAACGAUUGGUUAUGCUAAAUACCAUACAAAAUAUUGUUGUUGGCACAUUUGAUAAUUUUUGUGAAGAACGAAAUCAUCAAAUGGUAAUGGACACUAGCACAGGGGAGUUGUUGCUAGUUCGUCAUGAAUCUCGAAAUGGAUGGUACGACUCAAUUCAUACAAAAGGGUUUAGUGUUUUUAAGUUGGACAGAAGCAAUCUUAGAUGGUGUGAGAUUUUUGACAUUGGUGAUCGUUUCUUGUUCUGGGAUUACACAAAGAAAAUCAGAUCUUGUGGAUAUUCAAGUUUCACCAUUGUAGACCCAAGUGGCUUAGCAGGGGGCAUUGCAUUAGCAUGGAAGGAUUAUAUGGAGGUGAGAAUACUCUCAACAACUUCUUACUCUAUUGUUGCCACAGUAAAGGACGAGGGUAAGAAUCUGGUGUGGGGGCUGGUCGGGGUGUAUCUCAGCACUAACGAACAAGUACGUGUUAGGCAAUAUGAGGAGCUAUCAGGUCAAGUGUGGAGAAGUGCUUAUACCUCGGCAGUGGUUAGAAAGUUGGCUGAAAAUGGUUCUGACCACGCUCCACUAUUGCUGGAAUCUGAUCCACCAACCUGGUCCACAAAGAGAAGAUUCAAAUUCCAAGCUCGAUGGUGUGAAGAGGAGGAGGUUCGACAGAUUGUUAUCGAAGCCUGGAAAACAGAAAUUCAAGGCUCUCCGAUGUUUUCUUUAGCUCAGAAACUGAAGAUAUGUCGCCACCGUUUAGUCCUAUGGCAGCAACAAGGUAGAAACAAUUCAAGGAAGGAAAGUGCUGAAAUCUCGGCCAAACUAGACCAGCUUCGGAAUGAAGGCAUUUAUGGGGGUAUAGAGUUGGUUGAACUGGAAAAAAAAUUGGAGGAUGAACUAAACAAGGAAGAGAGUUAUUGGAGAGAGAAAUCCAGGUGUAAAUGGCUGAAAGAAGGGGAUAAAAAUACGAGAUAUUUUCACCAAAAGUGUCAAGUCAGGAACCGGAAAAACAAAAUCUGGGGAUUGACCACCACUAAUGGUGAGAUGGUUUCGGACCCUGAGAGAAUAGCCAAGGUAGCUGAAUGUUAUUUUAAAGAUAUUUUUUCAACUUCAAAUCCAGAGGAACCGAAUUACUUGUUUGAUGAGUUCACCCCUUCGGUUACAGCUUCCAUGAACCGAGGAUUGGUAAGGCCAGUUACUAUUGAGGAGACAAAGAGAGCUACCUUCUCUGUUUGUGCGCAAAGUGCCCCUGGAGAGGAUGGUUUCACAGCAAAAUUUUUUCAAUUCUUCUGGGAUAUUAUCGGUGGAGAUGUGUUCAAAGCAGUGGGUAGUUUCUUUGGUGGUGGACGGAUGCUUAAAGGCUUCAAUCAUACUCAAAUAUGCUUGAUUCCUAAGAUCCCAGAUGCUAGAGAAAUGACACAGGUCAGACCUAUUAGCCUAUCUUCAGUAUUCUACAAGAUUCUCUCAAAAAUUCUGGUUCAUCGACUUCAAAACUCCAUGAAUAAAAUAGUGAGUUCAAACCAGAGUGCCUUUUUGAAGGGUAGGCUUAUUUCUGAUAACAUUCUCAUUGCUCAUGAAUGUAUGCACUAUUUGAAAACUAAGAAGACAGGAUUGGAAUGUGAAAUGGCGCUCAAAUUGGAUAUGAGCAAAGCUUAUGAUAGGGUAGAAUGGAAGUUUCUAUGGUUUAUCAUGGAAAAAAUAGGCUUUGCCCCUAGGUGGAUUUCUUGGAUCCAAGAAUUAGUCACCACUGUUUCUUACUCUGUUAUGGUGGAAGGUCAACCAUUUGGCUUCUUCAGGCCAACAAGGGGUAUUCGUCAAGGAGAUCCCUUGUCACCGUAUCUUUUUCUUCUUUGCGCAGAAGGUCUUUCCUAUCUGCUACACAAGGCAGAGCAAAACAGGACUAUUCAGGGGAUUCAGAUUCACAGGAGGAGUCCCAGUGUUAAUCACCUACUGUUUGCCGACGAUUCUAUCCUAUUUAGUAAAGCUUCAGAGGAGACAUGUUCUAACAUUUUGGCUCUUCUCCAUGACUAUGAAAUAACCAGUGGUCAGAAAGUCAAUCUCGAUAAGUCUGCUAUUUUCUUCAGUCAUAACACCCCUACUAAUAUUCGUCAAGAAUUGGCAACCUCUCUUAAUAUUAGACAUGUGGGUGCCCAGGAUAAAUACCUGGGAUUGCCAUCAGUGGUUCAACGUUCAAAGAGAGCGACCUUUGGAGCCAUUAAAGAUAAAGUUCAGAAACGGGUCCAAGCGUGGAAAAGAAAUCUCCUUUCAGCAGGUGGAAGGCAUGUUCUCAUUAAAGCAGUUGGUGAAGCGAUUCCGGUGUAUACUCUAUCUUGCUUCCGAUUACCAGAUUCACUUUUGGAGGAGAUUCAUCGGAUCUUGAUGCAAUUCUGGUGGGGUCAAAAGGGUUCAGAGCGCAAGAUGGCUUGGGUUAGCUGGGAUAUGAUGUCGAGGCCUAAGAAAGAAGGAGGGCUGGGUUUUAAAGACCUAAGAGCACAUAAUAUGGCACUCCUUAGAAAGCAAUUUUGGAGAGUCACCAUCAACCCAAAUUCUUUGCUGUCCAAAAUGCUAAAAGGAAAAUAUUUUCGUUAUACAACCUCACUCACAGCUGAUAAAGGAUCACAGGCUUCUUGGGGUUGGCAAAGUCUGCUAGAAGGAAGAAAAGUUGUGGAAAAAGGUAUUAACUGGAGCAUAGGUUUGGGUUCUAAUGUUCGUCUAUGGUCUGAACCUUGGUUACCUCCCCCAUAUCCAUUUAUUCCUAAUUGCAGCAACAACACAGAUACAAGUGUCUACUGGGUCAAGGAUUUACUUACAGUGGAUCGACAAUGGAAGCAAGAGCUGAUAGAAGAAAUUUUUCCUCCGGAGACAGCAACCCGUAUCCUCUCCACUCCGUUGAAUGCCGAUGGUGUUGAUAAACUCCAGUGGAUCUGGAACAAAAGAAAACAAUAUGAUGUCUCUUCUGGAUACACGAUAGCAUACAAUUUCUUUCAUGUUCCAACAGCACAACUUUCCCCUUUGUUGCAAAAUCAGGUAAUUUGGAAGCAGAUUUGGGGAUUAAAGAUUCAAACUAAGCUUCAGAUUUUUCUAUGGAGGGCUAUUCAUGAAAGGUUACGUGUGAUGCAUGUCAUCCACAGCAGAUUUUCAACCACCUUGCCCCUUUGCCAAAGAUGCAAAAUGGAAGAUGAAACAAUUACCCAUUGCCUCUUUCACUGUGGCCCUGCCGUAGCGACCUGGAACACCCUCUGUCCUGCUGCGACUGUUACUCGUAAUGGAUCUCCUGAUUUUGUGUCGUGGUGGCUGCGGGUCACCACCAGAAACCAGGGCGGUGCCGAGACACUUGCUCAAGUUGUGAGGGUCUGUUGGGAAAUUUGGAAAGCUCGAAACAGAGAAGUGUUUGAAGGAAAGAAGACUACAGUAGAAGAGAUAACUGAUGCAGUGAUGCGGUACCAUUGA
Messenger RNA from Arachis ipaensis, 4191 nucleotides. The record is from RefSeq and is a predicted model, not a curated record. Lineage: Eukaryota; Viridiplantae; Streptophyta; Magnoliopsida; Fabales; Fabaceae.